Messenger RNA from Vespula pensylvanica (western yellowjacket), 3507 nucleotides. It is a transcript of the gene Hmx, whose product is annotated as homeobox protein B-H1-like. The transcript is spliced from 3 exons. Gene Ontology annotation, biological process: regulation of transcription by RNA polymerase II. The record is from RefSeq and is a predicted model, not a curated record. The coding region runs from base 708 to 2645 and encodes 645 amino acids. Lineage: Eukaryota; Metazoa; Arthropoda; Insecta; Hymenoptera; Vespidae. Gene Ontology annotation, cellular component: nucleus. Gene Ontology annotation, molecular function: DNA-binding transcription factor activity, RNA polymerase II-specific; RNA polymerase II transcription regulatory region sequence-specific DNA binding.
AACAACGACGACGACGACGACGACGACGACGACGAGGACGACGACGAAAGCGACGACGACGUCGACGUCGAAGAGGAGGAGGAAGAGGAGGAAGAGGAGAAGGUGGAGGAGGAGGCAGUGGCGGAGGCAACGUGACACGGUGGUGGUGCUGCCGCUGGUAACGCUACUACCAGUAGAGGGGGACUCUCGAAGGGUGUUGGAGAAGAGGAGGAGGGCCCUCGAAAGUGUCUCGUCUCUCUCCUAUCGUCCCAUCGUCCAGGGUAUCGCUUACGAAUGUCGCGCGAUCGAGCGUUCCGCCGGCGAUCUACGAGGAGCAGGACGAACGCUUAUCUUCGUCGCGUUUGCUCGCGGAAAGGGAUUCGUUGAUCCUACAAGAAUUUUUCGCGUCGGACUUAUAGAGAAUAAAGGAGGAAUACGGGAAAGGAAGGUUAUACGCGCGUGACAUGCUCGAAAGAGAAGUCGUGGUGUCCGGUGCUCUGGUAGUAAUACUACCUUGGACCUGAGAUAAGUGAUAGAGAAUACCGGACGAAUCGUUCGUCCUUUCGCUCCUUCUUUCUCUCUCUCUUUUUCUUUCUCUUUCUCUCUCUCUCUCUCUCUCUCUCUCUCUCUCUCUCUUUCUCUUUCUUUCUUUCUUUCUCUAUUCGACGACAGACUAACGGAGAUACAACGCCGUCGAUCAAGAAUUACCGCGAAAAGUGUCCACGAGGAUGUCCGGCGAGACGGAGAUCGAAGUGUCGGUCGUGUCCGAGGAAGAUCUCGAGCUCGAGGGCUCGCGAAGUAGUUCGACGCCGGCGGACUUGUUAAUUCAAGAAAAGAAUGGAAAAGGAAGCUGCGGACUCGCACUUGGCAAUCAUCAUCGUCCUUUCAGCUUCGACGUUGGCAAGCCCGCCCUUCGGCCGGCUUGCAAUCCUCAAUACACGUCGUUCAGUAUUCAAAGUAUUCUCGGUAGGUCCGUCUCGCCGCGGAGCGACUCGACCUCGAACGUCUCCUCCACGGAAAGACGUUCGACCGACGUCGAGGUUGCUUCCUCGCCCGUCUCGCCGCCCAGUUCGAGGACGAACAAUCAAAGAAUCCCUCCGUCUUGUGCGAGCCCACCGAGAAUAAGCUCGCCGACAUCCCUCAGGCCAGCCGUCGGUCAUCAACGUGCAUCCGCCAGCAGUCAAGUCAUCGAAAACACGAGAAACGAUGCCGCCAGCAUCGGUGUUGGCUGUACAAGCCCUCCGAGUCCUAACGUCGCGGCAACUUUCUCGCCAACCACCAACGACGCCGCGACGAAUCCCCUCUUGGGUCAUCAAGCGGCUGAUCUUGCCCACGCCGUCGUCGAACACGGACAUAUGCUUCAAAGAUUGGGGCUGAUGUCGACGCUGAUAAGCGCCCGAUAUCCCGUCGGUGUCUUCUUCCCGCCAACGUUGCAACAUCUUCAUCAGCAUCAGCAACAACAGCAACAUCAGCAACAGCAGCAACAACAACAGCAACAUCACUCGCGUUUAGCGACGGUCUCCUCGGCGCUGAGCAAUGCCGUCCAAGUCGGUGGACAAGCGGCUGACAUCAGUGACGUCACAGCAGAAGCCAGCAUCAGAGGAGUCCUUCCUGGUGGACCGACAGCUUGGCCGUUUCCAUGGAGGCCCGCUCACGGAUUGCAAACGCUCGAACAUCCGUCGCCAGGCGACGUCGUUGGCGCUCUCAGCCGCGUCAGCCCUGCUUCCGCCUCCUUUCCGCAAAAGGACGAGCUGGAGGACGAGAACGGCGAGGACCGGCUGCACCGGACGAGGAGUUCAUCGAGCGGCGACGAGGCUCACGACGAGCUAGCCGACGGGGACGAUUGCCAAGAUGGCGACGGCGACGGCGACUCGACGAACGCAGGAUUGCACGGUGGCGUGGGCGGUGGGUCGGCCGGUGGUGGAGGGGUCGGUGGAGGUGGAGGAGGAGGAGGAGGAGGAGGUGGAGGAGGAGGCGGCGGCGGUGGAGGCGGCGGCGGCGGCGGCGGCGGCGGGAGUACCGGUGGUCAGAGCAACGGAGUACAAGUUGGCCUAGACUCGCGGGAUUCCGGUAGCAUAAAGCGCAAGAAGAAGACGCGCACGGUGUUCUCGCGAUCGCAGGUCUUCCAAUUGGAAUCGACGUUCGACAUGAAACGCUAUCUGUCGUCGUCGGAACGGGCAGGCCUCGCUGCGUCCUUGAGAUUGACGGAGACUCAGGUGAAGAUCUGGUUCCAGAAUCGUCGCAACAAGUGGAAAAGACAAUUGGCCGCCGAAUUGGAGGCCGCAAAUAUGGCGCACGCCGCUCAGAGACUCGUCAGGGUGCCGAUACUGUACCACGAAGCUUCCGCGGGUAGCGCUAGUUCGGCUGGAGUAUCCGUCUCGGUAACGGCACCGCCUCAACCACCAACGGCACCGUCCUCGGCCGUCUCCUCGGUGCUCUCGCAUUCCGUCGGCGUUGGCGUCGGCGUCGGGGUUGGCACUUCCUGUGCCCCGGUAGUCGGCCAAACUGCCCAACCGAUCUUCUACUCUCAUCACCAUCAACACCAUCAUCAUCAUCCGGCUCACGUGCAGCCUCACGCCCUUCUACCCCACCAAGUGCAUCCCCAACCACCCCCGCCACCGCCACCACCACCCAACGGGCAACCGACCCAAUCCUCCUCGCAAUAACACCGUCCGCUCUUCUGCCCGAUUACGAUCGUCUUCGACCGGCAGCAACCUGCAGGAAUCAGCUUGAGAAACGACCACGACGAUCGCCCGAGGAAGGAGGAUCAAGAGGAAGAGGUGGAAGUAAGGGACGUGGACGAAGAGGAAGAGGACGUUCUCUCGGUGUCCAUCGACGAUGCUCGACCUUCCGACGACCUCGACGUCGGAUGAGCGUGAUCAUUAUGCCAUAAAAGAAUGUACUGUCUCCCCUCUCUCUUUCUCUCUCACUCACUUGUUCUCUCUUUGUUCUCUCUCUCUCUCUUACUCCUCUCCAUCUAUCUCUCUAGCUCUCUAGCUCUAUUUCUCUCUCUCUCUCUCUCUCUCUCUCUCUCUCUCUCUCUCUCUCUCUCACUCUUGAUUUCUUUCUUUGCUUCGCGGGCUCGGGACUUUUCGUGCAAACGUCGAUUCGAAGCUUCCUUCUUUUUCGACGUCCUCCAUGAGAGAAAGACAAAUCGAGAAAGAGGGAAGACGCAACUGCAACAUCGCAACGCUCUUUACAAAGUCUCUCCCUCGCGAGAGAGUAAAAUGGAGGUAGAGAAAAUGAGAGAAAGAGAGAAAGAGAGAAGGGAAGAGAGGGGGAGAGAGAGAGAGAGAGAAAGACCGAUAUACAUACAAAGUUCGCGUAUGUACGCGACUGUGUAUAUUAUCGGACGUAAUCUCGGGCUCUUCUCUCUCUCUGUUUGGGGCUACGACCUUAGCUACGUCCUAAGACACGGCCAGGGUUCCUACGAAUAUAUUCUACCUGUUGUGAUAAGUAUCCAAACGAUUGAUUUUAUUAAACGAAACGGUAGAGUUACGAAAACAACGAGCAGCAUCUCCUUCUUAA